Messenger RNA from Meleagris gallopavo (turkey), 1718 nucleotides. It is a transcript of the gene GATD3, whose product is annotated as glutamine amidotransferase class 1 domain containing 3. The record is from RefSeq and is a predicted model, not a curated record. NCBI's taxonomy places the organism in Eukaryota, Metazoa, Chordata, Aves, Galliformes, Phasianidae. Gene Ontology annotation, cellular component: mitochondrion.
GCCUGCCCCGCUGCGGCUCCGCGCUCCGUCACCCUCCGGCCUCGCUCCGAGCUCCCGCGACUAUGCUGCCCGUCCGCGGGCCAGUACUGUGCUCCGCGCUGCGGCGGGCAGCGCCCUGCGGCUUCGCCUCCUUCCACUGCUCCGCCCGCCGCCCCCGCGGCGCCCGCGUCGCUGUGGUCUUGUCUGGCUGUGGUGUCUACGAUGGCACAGAAAUCCACGAGGCUUCUGCCAUACUGGUACACCUUAGUCGUGGGGGAGCUGAGGUUCAGAUGUAUGCUCCAGAUGUUCCUCAGAUGCACGUCGUUGACCACAGUAAGGGGCAACCAGCUGAAGCUGAGUCAAGGAAUGUUUUAGUGGAAUCUGCAAGGAUUGCUCGUGGCAAAAUCAUCAACCUGGCUAAACUUACGACUGUGGACCAUGAUGCUGUGAUAUUCCCUGGUGGAUUUGGAGCUGCUAAAAACUUAUCUACGUUUGCUGUUGAUGGGAAAGAUUGCAAGGUGAACAGAGAAGUUGAACGUGUCUUGAAAGACUUCCACAAAGCAGGCAAACCUAUUGGUCUUUGCUGCAUUUCCCCAGUGUUGGCAGCAAAAGUUCUUUCUGGUGCUGAAGUAACUGUUGGCCAUGAAGAGGAGGAAGGUGGCAAGUGGCCUUAUGCUGGAACUGCAGGAGCCAUUAAAGAACUGGGAGGAAAGCAUUGUGUGAAGGAAGUAACUGAAGCUCAUGUGGAUACCAAAAACAAAGUGGUGACUACUCCAGCAUUUAUGUGUGAAACAGAAUUACAUAACAUCUUUGAUGGCAUUGGGGCCAUGGUAAAGAAUGUGCUAAAAUUAACUGGCAAAUAAAACGUCUACUUCUGAUAUGAAAAGCAGAAAUGUUUAAAUUGAAGGUAUAGUUCUGCUGUAUGGACCAAUGGAAGUAUUUUCAUCUGCUUUUCCUGUUCACAGUCUGGUAAUUGCUUUUAUGAAGCUGAUUGACUCCCAGCUGUGCUGCACAUCUUUUGUGAAAGAGCUGCCUGUGGAAGGGCUUACACUAUGCAAACAAUCUGGCCUGGGACAUUGAGCAUUCUCUUGAGCUUUUUCAGCUGGAGGGAGCUGUGCAGAUGUGCUUGGCAGCAGUCGUCACAGUGCACCAGUAUCAAGUCAUUUCCUUGAGAACAAAAAGCAACUGAAGUUUCUUUCAGAAAUGAAAGGAAGAUGUGUUGUAGAGACACAGCAGAUGCAGUGCCACUAUAUCCAUCCAGUGGAUGAAGAAUGGUAGUAGAGGGGAAUUAGCGUGUAAUUCAUUGCUGAUGUGCUCAGAUCUGUAUCUAGGAACUGUAAGCCAGGGCCAACCGUCUCCGUAUCUUCCACAUCCUACUGCUGGCUUAAAGUUAAUUAAAAGAUUUAAGUUUUCCUCUUGAAUGUUUUCACCAAGGAGCCAUUCUGAAUAUCAGGACCUUAGCUGUCACAGUACUAGCACCUUGAAAAAUUCAUCCAUUGGCCCAUUAUAGCUAAAAAGGUCUUGAAAGGGAGGAGAAAAUAUCUGCUGAUGCGACGCACAAUUUUUAAGGGUAAUAUCCUUAUUGAAGUAGUUGCACAACUAGCAAAAUAGAAGAAAAAAAUCUGAAAAUACACUCACUUUCCCUGCUUCAGAGUAAUAAAGCUUUCUCCAAAGGAACGCUGAAUGUCUAAAAUAAUGAUGUAUAAAUAAAUUAAUAUCUGCCUUUAUCUCAUCCUUCA